AUGUCAGUCACACUCCAUACUUCUCUUGGGGACAUCAAAGUUGAGAUCUUCUGCGAAGCAGUGCCCAAGGCCGCAGAGAACUUCCUCGCCCUAUGUGCGUCUAACUAUUACGACAACUGCCUCUGGCACCGGAACAUCAAGGGCUUCAUGAUCCAAACGGGCGAUCCUUCUGGCUCAGGGAAGGGCGGCCAGAGCAUCUGGAGCCGACCAUUCGCAGACGAGAUCCGGUCGACACUCAAGUUCAACAAUCGUGGCAUCCUCGCCAUGGCCAACUCUGGUCCGGACACCAACAAGUCCCAAUUCUUCAUCACCUACGCAAAACAGCCGCACCUGGAUGGGAAGUACACCAUUUUUGGCAAGGUUAUUGACGGCGCAGACACCACAUUGGACGCCAUGGAACGGGUCCCUGUGAACGCAAAAAAUCGGCCAUUGAACGAAAUAAGGCUAACCCACGUGACAAUCCACGCCAAUCCGAUCGCAGAUGCUCAGCUGACGAGCCGUUGGCUAUAA
This is a messenger RNA of Sparassis crispa, 510 nucleotides long. RefSeq names its product Peptidyl-prolyl cis-trans isomerase-like 3. Gene Ontology annotation, molecular function: peptidyl-prolyl cis-trans isomerase activity. Bases 1 to 510 code for a protein of 169 amino acids. Gene Ontology annotation, biological process: protein peptidyl-prolyl isomerization. Gene Ontology annotation, cellular component: catalytic step 2 spliceosome. NCBI's taxonomy places the organism in Eukaryota, Fungi, Basidiomycota, Agaricomycetes, Polyporales, Sparassidaceae. The transcript has 7 exons. The record is from RefSeq and is a predicted model, not a curated record.